Funneliformis mosseae is the source of this 327-nucleotide messenger RNA. The record is from the annotation of a GenBank genome assembly. NCBI's taxonomy places the organism in Eukaryota, Fungi, Glomeromycota, Glomeromycetes, Glomerales, Glomeraceae.
AUGAAUAAUUUUAUUUUUGCAACCAUUAUAUUGGCCAUGAUUUCAAUGGUAAAUGCUAAAAAUGCAUAUAUGCCGUGCGUUGCUAUAUACCCUUCUAAUACACUAUCCCUUGUAACACUUUCACCUGAUCCUGUCGCUGGAAAACCUUAUGAUUAUACUAUUUACACAGUUCUAGAUAAAGAUGUCAUAAGUGAUGACUAUUUAGAAGUCGAUAUUGUUGAUGAUAAAUCAAAUCCUUUAUCUGAUCCUUUUACUAUGGAUAUUUGUUCUAGUACUGGAAUUAAGUGUCCAAUUAAAGCUUUAACCUUAAUUAAACUUUCAACGGAA